Carassius auratus (goldfish) is the source of this 1714-nucleotide messenger RNA. RefSeq names its product torsin-1A-like. Gene Ontology annotation, biological process: nuclear membrane organization; protein localization to nucleus. Gene Ontology annotation, molecular function: kinesin binding; ATP hydrolysis activity; ATP binding. The record is from RefSeq and is a predicted model, not a curated record. Gene Ontology annotation, cellular component: nuclear envelope; endoplasmic reticulum lumen. Bases 119 to 1060 code for a protein of 313 amino acids. The transcript has 6 exons. Lineage: Eukaryota; Metazoa; Chordata; Actinopteri; Cypriniformes; Cyprinidae.
CUCGCCCUGUCCUUAUGUAUUGAGGUGUGACUGUAAAAAUGUGACUUUAAAAGCCUUAUGAAUUUAUCUUGGUCCGUGCCACUUUUUCUUCACAGUUGGAAGUGUCUAAAAUAAUGCAAUGAAAUCAGGAACAUUUUUUGUUUUAUUUUUUAUUUUGCCUGUUGCAACAGAGGCUGGAUUCUGGGAUAUUUUUGAUAUGUUUAAUAAGGACGAUGAUUUGCUUUCUUUUAAUUCAAAAGAUUUGGAGAACGAUUUAAGGAAGUCUCUAUUUGGGCAACAUAUUGCUGUGGAUACAGUUCUGAAGGCUGUAUCUUGGUUUAUGAGAGAAACAGAUCCACCCAAGGCGCUGGUCCUCUCUAUCCAUGGGCAGACAGGAGUGGGAAAAAAUUACAUCACCAAGAUCAUUGCAAGGAACAUUUAUAAAUUGGGACUAAAGAGCAAUCAUGUUCACACUUUUAUAUCCGGUUAUCACUUUCCACAUGAAGAGAUGGCAGAGAUGUAUGAACUUCAACUCAGGCAGUGGAUUCAUGGAAAUGUAUCAAAUUUUCCCCGCUCCAUGUUCAUCUUUGAUGAAAUGCAUCCACGGCUGAUAGACACUAUAAAACCUUUUCUAGACUACACUGACAAUAUAGAUGGAGUGUCAUUCAACAAAGCAAUCUUCAUUUUUCUCAGUCAUACAGGUGAGCAUAUCAUCGGAAACGUCACUCUGGAUUUCUGGAGAAGAGGCUGUAAUCGGGAAGAAAUACAAAUCCAGAGUGAGGGAAUGGAGACUCAAAUCUUUGAAUACCUCUUCAAUGAUAAGAACAAUGGAUUUUGGCACUCCAGUCUAAUAAAUCAGCAUCUAAUUGAUCAUUACAUUCCUUUCUUGCCUCUGGAGCUGAAGCAUGUACAUCAGUGUGUCAUGGCUGAGAUGGGCCAUCUGAACAUGACUCAAGACUAUGAUCUGGCAUAUAAAGUGGCCAAAGACAUGCCUUUCUUUCCUGAAGAAGAGAAAGUAUUUGCUGUUAAAGGCUGUAAGACUGUCAGACAAAAGAUGGUACUCUAUUUGAAAUUACAGUAGUAAAAAUAGCUGCACUGUUUAUUUACUAUAUUGGUUGUUGAUUUGGAAUUUGAUGAGAAAAUUGAGUGGGACAAAUCGCUCAAUAAUGAGAAAAAACAAACUGUCCAUUAUUAAAAUAUUGACCAAUAUUUGAAAUUCUUGCAUUGAUCUGUUACACUCCAUUACACAGUAUGUGGUAUACAUCAUACCUCAAUACUGUGUAUAUGUGUUUAACAGGGAUGUUUACAGGUACAAGAGUACUCUGACUUGACAGCAAUGAUUCAUCAUUUUUUAAAGUCACUGCAAUCAUUGGUUUCAUGAUCAAUCAUAGCUGUCAAGUCUGAGUACCUGAUGAUAACCUGACUUUAUCUUCAUCUUUCUUAUUAUUUUUUAUUUUUGGUUAUUGCAGCAUUUUAGUUGGUACCUGAGCUCUGACUAGUUAGUGUUAGGAAAGCAUGCCAUCCAGACAAAAUCAAAACCACCAGUACUUGAAAUGAAAAACUGACAUGAAUGUAUAAUCCAGUGAAUACAGCAGGUUAAUGUCUGUACCCCCAUCCUCCACUAUGCCCUUUUUCAUCCCCUAUAGAAACUGCUACUGCUGGUUCAAAGAAUUCCCGCCUUCACAGUCAUUUUGAUGAAUGGAAAGUCCAGUACAUUGUAUAACAACAACAAAAA